GAAAAUACCAAUGGGGAAAAAUAGAGUGAUUCAUGUUUUUGGGGCGAGCGGUCCACUGAGAAUGGAUAGCCAAGAUCAUACUGCGACUAACGCUCCCGCCGCCGGAGACUCCAUCCGGAGUCAUCAUAGAUCUUCACUGAUAGCCGACUGGCCAACUGUUGAUGGCUCGCUGGGGCUCUCGGAGCAAGACUCAAUUGGCUACGCCCGCAGGUUCUUCAAGUUCGGAUUUGUGCUACUCCCGUGGCUUUGGGCCGUCAAUUGCUUUUAUUUCUGGCCAGUCCUUCGCAGCCCUUCUUCCUACUUCCACCCCGAUCUCCGCCGCUAUGUGGUUGGAUCGGCUAUUGGAUUUGCUGUGUUCACAGCUGUUCUUUGUUCAUGGGCUAUUACCUUCGCUGUUGGAGGAGAGAAUCUAUUUGGGAAUUCUUGGAAUGAGCUGGUAAUGUACAAUGUUGCUGACAAAUAUGGAUUGACUGGCUGGAUGUAGAUACUGUUCUUGUUUCAGUGGGGUCCUUUUACUUUUCACGAAGGACUCGGACUAUAGUUUCUCCAUUGGUUUGGCAUUUGUAAUUGUUUUUUCAACAUGAGAAAGUAGUCACAUACGAGUAUGUAAAGGUAUAUUAAUCGACCAGCUCAACUCAUACAUUCAAUAUCAAGGUUGGAGAAGUUGGAUCGAUAGGUUUGAUAUAUUAGGUUGCGUUUGUUUAUACUUUUAUCUUCUCGAUAAAAUUGUGUUGAUUUUUGGAUUUUCUUCAAUCCAGCCAAACCACUCGUACACGCACUCACAUGUCCUAUUGCCAUAAUGCCUUUCAUUUGCAUAAACAAAAAACAAAAACAAAUGGAGUUGCAUUCAAUUGAUGUUCAAACCUUAUGUCACUGGUGAAGUUGGAGCUCCCAACCACCGAGGUCUCAAGGUGGGUCUAAUGGAGGUCCGAUGAGGUAUUGACUGUCUGGUGGUGAAUGUUCUGUUGGCAUCAUUGAAAGCCAUCCAAUGGUGGGGUUGGCCGAUCACUGCCCACUGCAAACUAAGGUGGUUCAAAUUGCCUGUGUGGAGGUGGUUUGGUCUUCGGCAAAGCAAGUAGAAUUAUUUUUACAUUUAUUUCUACGAGUUUAAUAUCAAUUCAACAUUUAGUUUACGUCUUUCAUUUUAUCCACUUUUGAUACCUGAUUAAUACUUUUGACCAUUUAUGGUUUUUCUGUUCAAUUUUUUGAUGUCUC
Molecule: messenger RNA, 1215 nt
Organism: Cuscuta europaea
Lineage: Eukaryota; Viridiplantae; Streptophyta; Magnoliopsida; Solanales; Convolvulaceae
Source: the annotation of a GenBank genome assembly